Molecule: messenger RNA, 1830 nt
Organism: Colletotrichum karsti
Lineage: Eukaryota; Fungi; Ascomycota; Sordariomycetes; Glomerellales; Glomerellaceae
Exons: 1
Coding region: 1-1830 (609 amino acids)
Source: RefSeq, a predicted model, not a curated record
AUGUGUAUCCAGCUAUGGCGCAGAUAUAUCUGCCCCAGAGCCAGAAACCCUCAACCGCUGCAACAGCCAGCUGCUGGCUGGAGAGCCACGCAUCCCAGACCAAAGCCUGGCGUGUUCGAUCAUCAUCUGGUGUUCCAAGAGGACAACAUCUUCAGGGAAAACGUGCACGACCCCAACGACAGAAUCCAGGAUGACAUGCAGAUCCACUGGAUCAAGAACAUCAUCCGCUGCGCCCACCCGCACUACAUCCAAUGCCACAACCUCGCCGAGCCGAUCGGGAAGAUCCAGUACAUCAACGGCUCCUGCCCGUCCUGCACCGGCAGCAUCGACGUCCACGUCGAACAGCACACCCACGUCCUGCAGGAGUGGGACGUACACCCGAGGAUCCCCAAGGUGGGCGAGGAGGACAUGGACAUAAGGUUCAACAUGAUGUUCGAGGGUUACAAGGAGUACUACCUCCUCGAGCUCAUGAAGCUUAUCAUGUCGGUCCUCAAGAAGCCUUAUCCCAUCAACCACAUCCAGGGAGCCCAAUGGCAGGCAAUGAUCGAGAAUUGCUGGCCAGAGACCUUUUGCAAGGUAAAACACAGUCACCUCGGGGACGCCAUAGACAGAUGCGAGUGCAUACAGACCAAGGAGGAGUGGCGCGUCAACAUGUCGACUUCGAUGCGCAAGAACGAAGCGAAUGCCGUGCUGAGCAGGGGCGACCUGAACGCCGCUGGCAGCCUCGACCAGUACUAUGCCGACGUAUUCUGGGCGCCGUCAGCUAGUAAUCCAACUGUCCUGAAGCAAUACUGGCAAACAACGGCAAGGGCGGAUGCUCUCUACCAGGACUUCCCCCCGGUCGACUUCCCCGACUAUCAAAUGGCUUUUGUCAAUAUCCACAGUAUCGUCUACGCUCACCGCUACGCCAGGCUCCAGAAGCUUUCAUCCGACUGCCGCAGAGCGCUCUCGGAGAGGGGCGCGCAUCGGUCACAGAGAUACCCGGAUCCGCAAAGCUACACCAGGAGGCACAUCCGGUGGUUCGGCAUAGACGACUGGGACGCCAGCCUCGGCCGCCGCCACGUCUUCCUCGACUGGAUCUACCGCUUCCUCGCCCUCGACGCGGGCCUCGACGAGGAGCUGAUGAUGUACCUCGCCGGCGGCCUCCUCGCCGUCCUGAACCCCUGGCCGGACGUGUGGUGGAAGCCGCUGCCGUCGCACCCGGAGCCCGAGGUCCUCGACACGGAGCUGGCGGCCUACGACCUCAUCCAGGAGAGCGUGUACGAGCUCGAGUACCACUGGCCGCUGGACGGCAACAAGUACACCGCGCACAACCUCAUCGCCUCCCUGGACUCCGCGUCCAAAUUGUACAACGUGAUCGACCGCAACCGCAAGAUCGUGAUAGCGGACGCCGCGGCGCGUAACAGCGCCGCCGACAACGGGCUCCUGAGGGCGCAGGGAGACGCGCGGGUCGCCGAGCAGAACGGCGACGUCAAGUGUGUGAUGUGUCUCGACCCGUGGGACGCCACGCCGAACCACGAGCCCGUCAGGAUGCAGUGCUGCGGUAAUCCCGUCGGGAAGCGGUGCGUGAAGGAGUUGUUGGCCAAGAUGCCGAUCCGGACGGCGGGUCGGGAGGCGGAGAACCGGAACACGUGGGCGAUCGGCUGGAGGUGUCCGAUUUGCCGUGGUGAUCUGGGGGCGCAGUUCAAGCCUCUGAUUACGUAUCUUCACGGUCCGGUUGAUGUUGAAAUGCCUGGGUUGCACGAGAGGAUGGAGAGUCGCCCACAGCAUCCGAGUUACUGGACCACGCGCCACAGGGAGCGGAAUCGGCUUAAUGGUGGUAGGAGCUGA